Molecule: messenger RNA, 897 nt
Organism: Exaiptasia diaphana
Lineage: Eukaryota; Metazoa; Cnidaria; Anthozoa; Actiniaria; Aiptasiidae
Exons: 2
Coding region: 126-827 (233 amino acids)
Source: RefSeq, a predicted model, not a curated record
AAAAAUGCGUGCGAAAAUGAGAAUAUUAUUCUCGACUGCCAAAAUGUAACUGGGUAUGAAGAUGACUAAGAAACAAGAAGUUGUCAAGAAGUCCAUUUGACAAUUAUUCAACAUUCUACGACGAAAUGAGGAACACCGUUCCGUAUCACCGUUUGAGAAAGGUCGCAAAAGAGAGACCUCUACUGUCGGUGUUUCUGGGAUCUUUCCUGACUGCAAGUGCAAUACCAUUGAUUGUUUUCCUCACGGUCGUCAUGGGCUCAUUAACGAUUGGUGUCCUCGCGUUCACUGCAUUCCAAAGUGGUGUAAUUGUUAUCGCUUGUGUUGUACUUUGUGUGUGCCUUGCUCUGCCACUUUUUAUGUCUGGUGUAUUUGCACUUCUGACUUACUGCGGUCUUGCUGUAGUCAAUGUAGUUGGAGGUCCCUUAAAAGAAUCCAAUAUAAGUAAAAGAUGGCCACAUCCCAUGGAAAUGUUGACCUACUUGACGGCAAGAGUACGCGCCAUUGCCAGCGCAAACCCAUUUCGUUACCUUACGGCAGGAGGCUUAACGUCAAAUACCAAUGGUGUUAGAUCAAACCAACAGAGAGAUCCCGCAAGUCUAGUUCAACUGAUGCAAAUUAUUGAUAGUGAUGAUGAUGCGCUUCCAGUCUUACUACGACCACGACAGGAUCCACUGGCCUCCUUGAUGAACAGGCGUGCACCAAGCUUUGAUUUCCUAGCCGCCCCUUCACGUCAUACAUACGAGGCUCAUUCUUUCCGCGUGAUUCAAAUCCAGGAUAAUAGAGGAAGUGGUGUUAUGACUGACAAAGAAGACACCCUUGAAGAUUGAAAAAGACCUUACCGUAAAUCAUUGUAUAAGAUUCAAUAUGAUAAUAAAGGAUCUGCUUAUGACACCUUUA